AUGGAAAAUAUAUACUUACCAAGAACCGACAAGAUUAUAUCCGUGUGGGAUGCAUUGGCCGAGUUUCAGAAAGAACUAUACCCGGACGGAAUGAACAAGAUCGUAGAGUCCGAUCACGACAUAAUGGAAGCGAUGAGCCUAGGGGGUGCCGAGUUCGAUAAACUGCUCGGUUCGGUUGAUGUUGGGCAGCUGUCCAGUCCAAAAGACAUUCCAGUGAGACCGUUUCAUCCGCAUCGGAUUACCUGCAAACAGAAGAUGGCAGAGAUGCCACCGAAGGCGGGACGAUUCAAAUGCGUGCAACGGGCAUUCGCUAGAGAGAAAGAUCAACGCAACAUAGACGUGAAGCUACGGUACAAUCAUCAUAAAUACAUGGAGAGAAAGCAAGAUUCGGAAACGAUUAAGGAUUUGGUUCCAUUUCAAGAGAUGGUGCUGAUAUUGCGGUUCUACGAGCCAUUUAAAUAUAAACCCGGACGACGUGUAGGCCAUCCAAAGUUUCACCAAGAGUUUUAUGUGCUUAGCUCGCAGUACUUGACUGAGCUGAAGGACAAAAUAUUUUGUCAUUGCGAUUCGGGACCGUUCUACGAAAUCAGCGAGAACAGAACGGCAGAAACGACGGAAUCGAUACCAAAGUCUGGGUUCUUUUUUAUUCACGAUACGUUCUACAAUGACUUCCGGGAUGAUGCGAAUCAUGACUAUUCGGAAGUGAUACAGAAAUGGGCCGAACGUCAGUCGUUGAUCGGAAAGCUAAAAUCCAAUCGGAUGGAAGAUACAUGCUUUGGAGAUUUAAAAUUCCGUUUAGGCUAUCCUCAGCUGUACCAACAUCAAGGGAACUGUGAACAUUUAUUCGUAGUGAGUGAAUGUAGGCUGCUGGCGUCGUCCGACAUUUUAACGAGGGAUCGAUAUCCAUUUCUCAACUCGUACGGGAUAGGUCGAGAUGUUCCUUGCAACGUUUGCAGUCUCUGUCAAGCGCAAUUCAUUGUGCAGAACAGUAAUAGACACAUUUUCGAUCCUGCGUACGUUUGUGAAAAUUGCCUAGAGUUGUACCAUUACGAUGAGAAUGGACAAAAGAUAGGAGAAUUCGAUUUGUACAAAUUCUCUCUUAUGAUGAUUCGUAAGACCGACGAAACGGAAGGCGAAGCAUCGACAUCACAAUAA
Molecule: messenger RNA, 1155 nt
Organism: Anopheles maculipalpis
Lineage: Eukaryota; Metazoa; Arthropoda; Insecta; Diptera; Culicidae
Gene: Pbp49
Product: snRNA-activating protein complex subunit 3
Exons: 2
Coding region: 1-1155 (384 amino acids)
Biological process (GO): snRNA transcription by RNA polymerase III; snRNA transcription by RNA polymerase II
Cellular component (GO): snRNA-activating protein complex
Molecular function (GO): RNA polymerase III type 3 promoter sequence-specific DNA binding; RNA polymerase II cis-regulatory region sequence-specific DNA binding; bent DNA binding
Source: RefSeq, a predicted model, not a curated record